GGUAUUGGUGGAGACUCCAGAGAGCCCUCAGUGUCCAGAGAGGAUCCUAGGAUAUCUUGGCCCGGGCUGGGCGGAUGGCAGCUGUCAAAAGGAAAUAGGAUCAUGGCAGCAGAUGAUGACAAUGGUGAUGGAACAAGUUUAUUUGAUGUCUUUUCUGCUUCUCCUCUCAAAAAUAAUGAUGAAGGCUCAUUGGACAUAUAUGCUGGGUUGGACAGUGCUGUUGCUGACAGCACUUCCAAAUCCUGUGUGCCAUCCAGAAAUUGUUUGGAUUUAUAUGAAGAGAUCCUGACUGAAGAAGGAACUGCAAAGGAGGCAACAUAUAAUGAUCUACAGGAAAAAUAUGGAAAAUGUCAGCUGCAGAUGAAAGAACUGAUGAAAAAAUUUAAGGAAAUACAGACACAGAAUUUCAGCUUGAAAAAUGAAAACCAGUCUCUUAAGAAGAAUAUUUCAGCACUUAUCAAAACUGCCAGACUGGAAAUAAACCGCAAGGAUGAAGAAAUAAAUAAUCUUCACCAAAGAUUGUCUGAGUUUUCUCAUUUUCGAAAUAAUCAUAAAACUUCAAGAACAUCAGAUGCAGUUAGAACAAAAGAUCUUAGAUCCAGAUCUCCCCAUUUGGAUGAUUGUUCAAAGACUGAUCACAGAGUUAAAAGUGAUGUUUCCAAAGAUGUACAUCAUAACACUUCACUGCCAAACCUGGAAAAAGAAGGAAAAUCACAUUCUGAAAAAAAGAACACUUCAUAUUUGCCUUCAUCCGUUGAGAAACAUAGCACCAAUGGCAUGUGGUCACGUUCCCAUUAUCAAGUUGGUGAAUGUAACUCAAAUGAGGAUAAUAGAAAAGGGAGAAAAGAUAUUAGACAUAGCCAAUAUGGCAGAGGAACUGAUAGAAUACGAAAAGAUUUAAGUAAUAGCCUUGGUGCGAGUGAACCAAGAAACACAGAGACUAGUCCAAGGCUACAAGGACAUGCUGAGAAACAUGGUAAAAGUGAACCAAAGGCUGAAAGCAAACACUCAAUGUUCAAAAAUAACAUAGAUUUGGAUUAUAGAAGUGAACGUGGUAGCUCCUGUUGGGAGAAAGAGACAUCUAGAGAAAGGUCAUACAUGCGAAUAGAAUCUCAAAAUGACAAAAAACUAGAAAGACAAAGUGAAAGAUUACAGAAUACAAUUAGAAAAGAAUUUAAAUCACAGGACAGAGAAGAAAGAAAAGUUGAUCCAAAACUUAAAUCAGUAAUAAAAGACCAGGAUGACUGGAGGAGAUCUGAACGAGCAUCUCUUCCCCAUUCUACAAAUGAAUUAACAUCUCAUAGUUCCAGUAAAUACCACCCAGAAGAGAGAAGAGGAAAGGAAGAUUGUAAAAGAGACAGGAAUGUGAGCAGUCAUAAUUUUCAAGUUGGAAGAAGUUCAUCAUCUCUUUCAAGUACUAGAACUCACAAACACAUGGAGUUCAAGGAAGCUGAUGCUACACACCAACGGGAAAGUAUACCUUUAAAAGCAGAAAGGCACAGAAUUGAAGAUAAGAGGAAAAGAGAACGAGAAAACAAAGAAGAAAAUAGGCAUAUGAGAAAUAACAAAAAGUCACCUGCAGAACAUUUGCUGAAGACAAAUAAAGAAAUUAAAAAAAUUGCUACUGAAUUAAAGGAACAGAAUGGGACAAAAAAUGAUAAAAAUGAAGUCACUAAUAAUGAAGUUUCUGAAGGAAUGGAUAAUAAAUUGUUUUCAAUGAAAGCAGAGAAUGCUACAAAAGAAACAAACAAUAAAGACUUAAAGUUAAGUUUUAUGGAAAAACUGAACUUAACUCUUUCUCCAGCUAAAAAGCAGCCUGUUUGUCAGGAUAAUCAACAUAAAAUAACUGAAACUUCCAAAUCCAUUGACGUAAGUGGUUUGCAGACCUUGGUGCAGACUGAAAGAGUGACAUGUGUGCCCUCUGUCAGUAAACAUAUCACUGAAAAAACCAGAUCCAAGUUACUGAAACCAAAGGAUGCUCUUCCAGCAUCAUCUGAACUCAGAAGCAAUAGUCCAGAAAGCAAAAUAGAAGAAACUAGUUUGCUGGUUAAAUCUGUUGAGAUUACUAUGCCUUGUGAAGUGCCCAUUUUUGAUCCAGAGACUUCCUUCACAUCUGUAGAAACAAAACAAACAGAAUCCUUGUUUACAUCAGCAGAAAUGGAAAAAACCGUUGAUGGUGCAACAGCAGCAGAUUCUGUGGUAAUUAAUGUAUUGCAGACAGAUGGCUCUCAAAACUUUAGCCUGGAAUUGAAUAACAAAAGACAUGAUGGUUUAAAUUCUUGUGAUGUUUCUAAAAGUAUGGAAAUGAAGGAAGGUCCUUCAACUAAAGUGGUUGAAACUAGUGAAAGCCUUCUGCAGCCUUCAGUUGAAGAAGCUAGCAUUUUGCCAGUAAACCUUUCAGAAAUUGAUAACCCCAAAUUUAAGCCUUCCCCUAUACAUACACCACUGAGUGAGAGUAAGUCUUGUCUUUUGGAGACCUGCAUAUCUGAAGAAGCUCUAGCAUCUUCACUUCAGCAGACUGAAUUAAUGAACCACAGAAGAGAAAUUGGAGAGACAAACUCUGUAUAUCAUGAUGAUGAGAACUCAGUUUUAAGCAUUGACCUCAAUCAUCUGAGGCCUAUUCCAGAAGUCAUCAGUCCUCUGAAUAGUCCAGUAAGACCUGUAGCAAAAGUUCUUAGAAUGGAAAGUCCACCUCAAGUUGCAUUAUAUAAUAAAGGUGUGGUUUUACCAAAUUCAGCUCAUUCAACUUUCAAGAGUCAGUCUGAUCUCAACAAGGAAAAUCAAAAGCCAGUUUGUAAAUUUGACAAGUGUACAGAAGCAGACUCCUGUAAGAAUUCAUCUUUACAUGAACUAGAAGAAGGAGAAAUUAUAACUGACAGUGAAGACUCCAACCUACAAACAAGUUUGGGAAAAAGUGCUAAGUCUAGGUCUUCUGCUGCAGUGCAGAACACAGAAACUAGCCCAGGAAGUAGGAAAAGUACUCAUUUGAAUAUAGACCAUAAGAAAACAUAUGUAAAAAUCCACCAAAGCAACAGCAAAUGGCAUAAAAACCCAAGUGGAUCUAAGCAAUCUUCAAAAACAAAGAAAAAAGAUGAAACAAUGAGCACCUCCAGUUUGGAAAAAAUAGUUUCAAUUAUUCCUGUGCCCUGUUCUAUAGGAGAGAUUAUGCAUAUGUUACAAAUGAUUAAGAAGCAUGUAAAGAAAAAUUACAUGAAGUUCAAGGUAAAGUUUUCAUUGUUACAAUUUCACAGAAUUAUUGAGUCAGCUAUUUUGAGUUUUACAUCGCUAAUUAAACACCUUGACUUAUCCAAGAUUUCUAAGUCAGUAACUACUUUACAGAAGAAUCUCUGUGACUUUAUAGAAUCUAAACUUAAGGAAGUUAAAAAAAAUGGCAUAGUUGACCGCUUAUUUGAACAGCAACUGCCAGAUAUGAAAAAAAAAUUGUGGAAGUUUGUAGAUGAGCAACUUGAUUAUUUGUUGACAAAGCUUAAGAAAAUCUUAGUAAAAUUUUGUGAUUCUAUAAACUUUGGAAAUGACAGUGAUGAAGAAAAACUUGCAAAAUCAAAAAAAGACAAAGUACUGUAUUCUAAUAGGCAGAAGGGAAAUGUGGACAACUCCAACAAAGGAACACUAAGAGAAAAAUUGCCAAAAUCAGAGUACUCUGUAAAUUGUAAGUCUUUACUGGGAUCUAAAAAAACUGAGGAAAAAUGCCAAGACCAAAAUAACUCCAGCAUUAACAUAAUAAAGCAUGACACUAAAAAAAAUUUUAACACCUGCUUUGAUAAUAUGAAGAACUCUCAAUCUGAAGAACACUCCUUGGAACUAAAUUGUCCGAAAGACUCAAAGCCAACAGCAAAUGAAGGCAGUGCUGUAGAGGAUUCACAAAUGCCCCAGCAUGUAUCUUCAAAGCCAGAACGUAGUUUUGAGAUUCUUACUGAACAGCAAACAUCUAGCCUUACUUUUAAUUUAGUGAGUGAUGCUCAGAUGGGUGAAAUAUUUAAAAGUUUAUUGCAAGGUUCUGAUCUUUUGGACAACAGUGUUAAUUGUACUGAGAAAUCUGAGUGGGAGUUAAAGACUCCAGAGAAACAGCUGCUGGAGAGUCUUAAAUGUGAAUCCAUACCAGCUUGUACAACAGAAGAGCUCGUUUCAGGGGUGACUUCUCCAUGUCCUAAAAUGAUUAGUGAUGAUAAUUGGUCUUUAUUAUCAUCUGAAAAAGGUCCAUCUUUGCCAUCAGGUCUUUCUUUGCCAGUUCAUCCUGAUGUUUUGGAUGAAAAUUGUAUGUUCGAGGUAUCUACUAACCUAGCUCUAAAUAAAGAUACCAUAUGUAGUUCAGAAAAGAGCAAGCCCUGCAUUUCUUCCAUACUCCUUGAAGAUCUCGCAGUCUCUUUAACUGUACCAUCACCUCUGAAGUCAGAUGGUCAUCUCAGUUUCUUAAAACCUGAAUUUUUGUCUAGUUCAACUCCUGAAGAAGUUAUUAGUGCACAUUUCAGUGAAGAUGCCUUACUUGAGGAAGAGGAUGCAUCUGAACAAGAUAUUCAUUUAGCUCUAGAGUCUGAUAAUUCAAGCAGUAAAUCAAGUUGUUCAUCCUGGACAAGCAGGUCUGUUGCUCCUGGCUUUCAGUACCACCCUAAUCUACCCAUGCAUGCUGUCAUAAUGGAAAAGUCCAAUGAUCAUUUCAUUGUGAAAAUACGGCGUGCAGCUCCAUCUACUUCCCCUGGUCUCAAACAGAGUAAGGUAACCACUGAGUCAUUGGCAUCUUUGCCCAGAGAUGAAAAAGAAAUUGAUACAGCAAAGAAAGAACAUAUUUCAUGUCAGAACACAAGUUUUAAGUCUGUGGAGGAUUUGGAAAAUUGCAAUAAAAAUGAUAGCAGUAAAUCAGUUAAUGAAGAACAAAACUCUAUGAUACAAACACAGGUUCCUGAUAUAUAUGAAUUUCUUAAGGAUGCUUCAGGUAAAGUAAGUCAUAAUGAAGUACCUGGUGAUUGUUUCAAGUUGCAUCAAGUAUGGGAAUCAAAAGUGCCUGAAAACAUUGAAGCAUUGCCUUCAACGGAAGAAAUUCCACACUCUGUUGAGGAUCAUCUUCCAAACACAUUAAUAAACUUACCAAAAGAUCCAGUCACUGAGACAAAAAACUUGGGGGAACUGAUAGAAGUAACAGUUUUAAACAUUGAUCAGUUGGGAUGUUCUGGAGACAAUUUAGAUCAUAAUGCUCGGAUAUUGAAUAAUUCUUUGCAGCCUGAAACUAUAGAAGCUUUUAUUGAUUUGACACAGGAUGCUCCAAACAAGAGUAAAAAUGAAGGUAAUCAAUCUGUGUUGGCAGUGGAAGACCUGGAAUGUCAAGUGAUAUGUGUAGAUGAAGACAGCUGCAAGGAAAAGGUAGAAAUGGCAGACAGGCCUUUGGAAUACAUUGUUGAAGAAACUUGUAUAGACUUGACCACAGAAUCUCCUGGUUCAUAUGAAGUAAAAGAUGAUUUAAAAUUAGAACCAGCAUCAAAUUCUGAUGGUUUAGAGUUGCCUGGGACUUUAGCUAAUGUUCACAGGAAAAGAAAAAAUUUUUCUGAUCUAAAUCACUCUUGUCAGAAAAAACAAAGAAAGGAAACAGACCUAACCAGUAUGGAAAAGACUGCAAAACUGAUCCAAGAGUCUAGUGAAGAUGGUGACACUCUUCAAAAGAAAGCCAGUAAGAAAAAGGCAGAGACUAAAGAUUCCUCAUCAACAAGCCCAGGGAUUAAAAAUUCAGCAGCACCUAGCACUUCUACAAGUCUCUCUGCAAAGAAUGUUAUUAAAAAGAAGGGAGAAAUUACAAUUUUAUGGACAAGAAAUGAUGACCGGGAAAUUUUACUAGAGUGUCAGAAAAGAAGGCCGUCACUGAAAACGUUCACACAUUUAGCUGUCAAGUUAAAUAAAAAUCCAGAUCAGGUUUCAGAAAGAUUCCAGCAGCUAAUGAAGCUCUUUGAAAAGUCAAAAUGCAGGUAGCUAAUGGUUAUACUACAGGAGACUAGUAUAGUAAAUGCUGACACAUCAUACAUCAUUUUGCAGCCGGUGGCCCAUUAAUCAUUGCAAAUGUGGGCAGUGGGUGAGGGAGCAGCCUCCAGUAGGGUUCCUGCUUCAGUCGCAGGUUGGGGAUGCUUGUAGGCAUCUCAGGUUAUGACAUGUGCCGGCCCAUACUCAAGAAGCCUGCUGCAGACCAGCAUGGCAUUUCUCCUCAGCUUUCUGAUUGCUGAUGAGUCUAAGGUGAGGGAAAUCCAUUUGGUGAUUACUAAUAAAGUUUUUAUAGAUGAAGGAGAAUAAAAGAAAAUAUUUUUGAGCAGCAAUAUGUUUCAUGACCAGUGAAGUCUAUGGUCAUUAUAAUUUACUAUUUCUCACAUUUUUAUCAGAUUACUUACACUUUAAAAUACAAAAUUUAUGUUAUAAAUAUGA
Molecule: messenger RNA, 6420 nt
Organism: Fukomys damarensis (Damara mole-rat)
Lineage: Eukaryota; Metazoa; Chordata; Mammalia; Rodentia; Bathyergidae
Gene: Casp8ap2
Product: caspase 8 associated protein 2
Exons: 10
Coding region: 103-5976 (1957 amino acids)
Biological process (GO): Fas signaling pathway; extrinsic apoptotic signaling pathway via death domain receptors
Cellular component (GO): PML body; mitochondrion
Molecular function (GO): transcription corepressor activity
Source: RefSeq, a predicted model, not a curated record